GCCUCCUGGAGAUGCAGCUGAUCCUGCAUUACGACGAGACGUACCGGGAGGUGAAAUACAGCAACAUCCAGCUGGAGGACAUCGACCGCAAGGUGCUGAUGGGCAUCAACAUCACCCCUGUGGCCGCGCUGCUCUACACGCCCAUCCUCAUCAGGUUUUUCGGCACCAAGUGGGCCAUGUUCCUGGCAGUGGGCAUCUAUGCCUUCUUCGUCUCCAGUAACUACUGGGAGCGCUACUACACACUGGUGCCCUCCGCCGUGGCCAUCGGCGUUGCCAUCGUGCCCCUCUGGGCUUCCAUGGGCAACUACAUCACGCGGAUGGCCCAGAGGUACUACGAGUACGUCAACUACAAGGAGGAGCAUGUCCAGGAGCAGCAGCGGGUGCCGCGGGGUGCCUGCAACACCUACAUCGUCAUCUUCCAGACCGUCUUCUACUCCUGCUUCCACCUGAGCUUCGUCUGCGCUCAGAUGCCCAUGCUCUUCUUCCUCAACAACUACCUCUACCAGCUCAACCACACGCUCUCCGGAGUCAAGCACUGCGGGACCCUGAGCCACGGCACACUGCCCGGCUUCAACACAACAGUGCUGCAGAGCCUUCCUCGCAGCGUCAACCUCAUCAUCGUGGAGAGCGCCCUGAUGGCCGCCGCCUUCCUCGCCAUGCUGGUGGUCCUGGUGCUGUGCGGCUCAGCGUAUCGACCCACGGAGGAGAUCGACCUGCGCAGCAUCGGCUGGGGGAACAUC
Molecule: messenger RNA, 740 nt
Organism: Pterocles gutturalis (yellow-throated sandgrouse)
Lineage: Eukaryota; Metazoa; Chordata; Aves; Pterocliformes; Pteroclidae
Gene: UNC93B1
Product: unc-93 homolog B1 (C. elegans)
Exons: 6
Biological process (GO): toll-like receptor 9 signaling pathway; toll-like receptor signaling pathway; toll-like receptor 3 signaling pathway
Cellular component (GO): lysosome; endosome
Molecular function (GO): Toll-like receptor binding
Source: RefSeq, a predicted model, not a curated record